CAACCCCCCAAUCUCAUCUAACCGCCUCCAUACCUCUCCUCCUUCCCUCUCUCUCUCUCCCCCUCUCCCUCUCCCUCUCUACCCCCAUCAAAACCAUCCUUGGAAACCGCCUAAAAAGCCUAACCGUCUCAAACCCGGUUUUCCGUCCCCCAAACGGAGCGUCCGUAGCCCCGUGACGAGCGCCACCGCAAAACCGCUCAAACCCUAACUCUCACGCCCUUUCGAGCCCCCCGCCAUCUCUUCCCCAAACCCGGUUUUCCGUCCGGUUCAUGGAAUGACGGAAUACCGCUACCCCACGAUGAAUCUCUGGACGGAUGACAACGCCUCGAUGAUGGAAGCCUUCAUGGCUUCCGAUCUCUCCUCCUUCCCGUGGGCCCCAUCAUCAUCGGCAUCGACGACAGCGCCCCCCGCUCCCGCCGCAGCAUCUGAUCCAUCCAAAUCCCUUGCGGCAGCUCCUCCGUCGACCUCCUCCUUCCUCAACCAAGAAACCCUCCAGCAGCGCCUGCAAACCCUAAUCGAAGGGGCGCGAGAGAGCUGGACUUACGCUAUCUUCUGGCAGUCGUCCGUUGAUGUCUCAGGCGCCUCGCUCCUCGGCUGGGGCGACGGAUACUACAAGGGGGAGGAGGAUAAGCGCAAGCGUCGGUCGGUGGCACCAGCAACGUCUGCCGCUGAUCAGGAGCACCGGAAGCGCGUGCUCCGCGAGCUGAAUUCUCUGAUCUCUGGGGUUGCUACUUCUAUUGAUGAUGCCGUCGAUGAGGAGGUCACCGACACCGAGUGGUUCUUCCUUGUCUCGAUGACGCAGUCGUUCAUCAACGGCAGCGGCCUGCCUGGCCAGGCCUUAUUCGCCUCGGCCCCUGCAUGGGUUGCGGGCGGGGACCGCCUCGCCAGUUCAUCCUGCGAGCGAGCACGGCAAGCACAGGUGUUUGGGUUGCAGACAGUGGUCUGCAUACCAUCGGCGAAUGGGGUUGUCGAGCUGGGGUCGACGGACCUGAUCUUCCAGAGCUCGGAUCUGAUGAAUAAAGUUAGGGUUUUGUUCAAUUUCAAUAGCCUUGCGGCGGGCGGCACCUGGCCAUCGCAGGCUGAUCAGGGCGAGAGUGAUCCAUCGGCACUUUGGCUCUCAGAUCCUUCCGCGAUAGAGAUUAAAGACACUGUUGGGGGCAGUGGGUCCACCACUAUCCCAGACAUUUCGAAGUCGAUGCAGUUUGAAAACCCUAGCUCCAGUAGUUUAACCGAAAACCCUAGCUUGAUGCAGCAGCCGCAUCAGCAGCAGAAUCACCAAACACAGAGCUUCUUUACCAGGGAAUUGAAUUUCUCUGAAUACGGAUUUGACAGCUCCAUGAGGAGCGGUGGUGGCGGCCCCUCACAGAAUUGUAAGCCUGAAUCUGGUGAGAUCUUGAAUUUCGGUGAGAGCAAGCGGAAUUCAAAUGGAAUUGUGUUCUCCCAUCACCAGCAGACAGUAACAGAAGAUAAGAAGAAGAGAUCGGCAACAUCCAGGGGCAGCAACGAUGAGGGCAUGCUGUCUUUCGCGUCGGCGGUCUUGCCUUCUUCUGGUGUUGUGAAAUCCAGUGGUGGUGGCGAUUCCGACCACUCUGAUCUUGAAGCAUCGGUCCGGGAAGCCGAGAGUAGUCGCAUCGUUGACACAGAGAAGCGCCCGCGGAAGCGUGGGCGUAAGCCAGCAAAUGGCCGCGAGGAGCCACUAAACCAUGUCGAGGCUGAGCGGCAGCGGCGGGAGAAGCUCAACCAGAGGUUCUACGCCCUGCGGGCUGUUGUCCCUAAUGUCUCCAAGAUGGACAAGGCAUCCCUACUCGGGGAUGCCAUCUCCUACAUCAAUGAGCUGAAGUCAAAGAUGCAGAGCCUUGAAUCAGACAAGGAGGAAUUGCAGACUCAAAUCGAUACCCUAAAGAAGGAGGUUGCGAGCAAGGAAUCCCGGUACCCUGGGCCACCGUCUGAUCCUGAUCUCAAGAUAUCAAAUUCAGCAGGUGGCAAGUGCGUGGGCGUUGAGAUUGAGGUCAAGAUACUGGGGUGGGAGGCGAUGAUCCGGAUCCAGUGCAACAAGAAGAACCAUCCAGCUGCAAGGCUAAUGGCCGCUCUCAAAGAGCUUGACCUUGAUGUGCAUUAUGCGAGUGUGUCGGUUGUGAAUGACCUGAUGAUCCAACAGGCAACGAUCAAGAUGGCGAGCCGGAUGUACACUCAGGAGCAGCUCAGCGCUGCCUUAUUUGCCAGAGUUGCCGAGUCUCCAAACGGUAGAUAAAAAAGGCUUCUGUAGUGUUUGUUCCCUACAUGGUGUAGGAUGCUGGGAAAGUUUAUACGCUGGCGUUCUCUCUCUGUAUAAUAUAUUACAUGUUUCGAUCCCGUUAGUUGUUUUAGAGAUCUCAUGGAGUUUAAAUUAGGCCAGUUUUACUUGCAGAGGAGCUGCUGCUCACAUCGAUUCAGGAUGAUUCUUGAGAAGGAUCAAUCUCUUUCUAUUCAUUGAGUGGCUUGGACACGGUUGAGGUCUGCUGUAAAAUCAAUUGCAGCCUCCAUUUUUUUUUUUUCGUGUUUGUCUUUGUUUUCCUGUAGUGUAUAUAAGCUUGGCCCAUGUUUGGAUUGGGCAGACGGUAAGAUUAGUUGUAGCCAUGUUUGUGUGUAAUCAAUGUCUAUUUGCUUAGCAGAACACGGGUUUUUAUUAUCGGAAGUGGUAUCUGUGAUGGGGGGACUGUCGGCAGUCUAUGAUUUUCCAUAAUCUGUGGGAUUUAGAGCUUGUGUAGUGUUGGAUUACAAGUUCAGUAGAAUAAUCUCUCAAAUGUAACAACAUCCUUUGAAAUGGUUGAGGCCAUGUGUACAUGUACAUGAGCAUUUGAAAUC
Magnolia sinica is the source of this 2844-nucleotide messenger RNA. RefSeq names its product transcription factor MYC2. NCBI's taxonomy places the organism in Eukaryota, Viridiplantae, Streptophyta, Magnoliopsida, Magnoliales, Magnoliaceae. Gene Ontology annotation, molecular function: protein dimerization activity; DNA-binding transcription factor activity; transcription cis-regulatory region binding. Gene Ontology annotation, biological process: regulation of DNA-templated transcription. The record is from RefSeq and is a predicted model, not a curated record. Gene Ontology annotation, cellular component: nucleus. The coding region runs from base 275 to 2251 and encodes 658 amino acids. The transcript has a single exon.